Apis florea (little honeybee) is the source of this 10408-nucleotide messenger RNA. RefSeq lists its product as uncharacterized. The record is from RefSeq and is a predicted model, not a curated record. Gene Ontology annotation, molecular function: chromatin binding; DNA binding. Gene Ontology annotation, cellular component: chromocenter; nucleus. Lineage: Eukaryota; Metazoa; Arthropoda; Insecta; Hymenoptera; Apidae.
AUAUUUCAAUAAUUUUCAUUGAGAGAAAUAUAUGUGAAAGAUUUGUUAUACACUUAUAUAAAUUUAAACGGUAUACGCAUGCGAGUAUAUUAAAUGGUGGCAUUCGUGGGAAGUAACAAUGUUAACGUGCCUUUGAGUUACGUAGAAUAGCCUAACGAUGGCGAUAUAAUCGCAGCGAGGGUCGAUGUUUUUGUAACGUGCGUAUACGAGUGCCCGAAAGCCAGCCGUCGAGAUGCCGCAAAGGUUUCUGGGUAUGCGGAGGGAGCCAUAUUUUUCCAAUAUCAGUUACGCGAAAACAGCGUACGCAUAGGAUCUGCAGAAUGGAGUUUCGCUCAAUAGUUUAUGUCGAAGAAGUGUUUUACGAAAGGAAGUGAUUACGAAGUAAACGACGAGGGAUCAGUGCGAGAAAGCGAGGAAACUGUGUUAGUCAGAAUAUAAUAAGCGUACGUUUCCACGCGAUCAAGAAGUGAGGUUCGGUGAAAACGAUGAGCGCGGCCCGCGCAGGUGUUCGAGUCGAGAAGAGGGUUAGUUAACUUAACCCGAGUUCGUAACCGCGACCGGUGGUAGUGGUGGUAGUACUAGUGGUGGUGGUGGAGGCAGUGGUGGUGGUGGUGGUGGUGCUACUGCUGCUGUGACGAUGACACAGCGUCAUAACACGACGUACGUCCGUCCGUGCGAUUUAACGUGAAUUGUUACGGCAAUAUAAAGUGUUUUUUAUACCGAGAGUGUAUUCGCGCCAUUACCGAUCGAGCGAACCGUGGCUCGGUCACGAUUAACCUUUACGUAUUCAGUGUCGAAGAAAAUGGCUUUCUUAUAUAGUGUGUGAACGAAGAUUCAAAAUAGCGUAUUUUUUUUAGUGACAGUGGCUUAUAAUGACAUAAUUGAGUGCGAUUCAUUAAUCGAAAAGUGCGUCUAUGUGAAACGGAAUAAUUAGAACUGCGACCACGAAUAAAGCGACAGGACCAUGGCAAUGACACAACGACCUUAACUAUUUAUCCGACAAAAUUAAAUUUUUCUCAUUUAUAAACGUAGUACUAUUUUUCACCAAAGUUGACUUGAAUGUUGUUCGUUGAUCUGCAACAUUCGCUAAAAUUUCCUACUUUACGUUUUCCAGCGUAACCUACUAUACCGCGUAACGUGUAACAGCGUGUUCAAGAGUCUAGGUUAGUUGAAUGCUUGGCCCCAUUGUGUUGUUUGAACGCGACUGAAUCGGUAAACGAGACAAAUGAAUGAAUCGUCGCUUUGUAAAUCAACCUUGUAAAUGACAACAGACGCGUAAUUUUCUAAUAAACAAUGUUAUUAUUUACUGUACGUCAAACGGGUAUUGGGAAUGGAAAUUUUAAAAGAAUUAUUCUUUUUUUAUUUUUUUUGCUCCGAAUGUCAUAGAAUUUAUUUAAGAAUAUACGAUUUACUAUAAGCAAUUAUCCAAUUUUUAAAUGUUUUCUCAUAGAAGAAAUCUCUUAGUCCAUACGAAUAUAAAAAAAGUAAAAUAACGUUUUCAUUUUUGAAACGAAUUUAUUUUUCACGAAAAUAUAUCGAUCAAAUGGGAAAUGUUGAUCUACUAUCAACUAUGAUCUAUCAUAUUGUUUUUCUAUGAUACAUAAUAAAUCGAACAAAGAGAAUAAUGCCGAUAAUUUUACUGUGAUUUCCGAAAUAUUAAAAUUACGAACAAUCAACGAAACUAGUAUGAUGGUAGAGUGUGUACCAAUCACAAGAGAGAGGUUAGACGGGCAUUGACCGGUGAAUAGCGCGUGUCUUUCCUCCGACGGAUACUCUCUAAUUUCAAAAUCUUGGCACCGUUGUUAUAGUCUGUGAUCAUCCACCGAAGAAAGUGUUGUGUGAGCGUGUUCGCGAUUUAAAAAUUUAUCGAGGAGAAAUUAAAAAAAGAGAGGAACGAUCGGUGAACUGUCCAUCUGGUAUGCGGUGUACAGUGGAGCCAAGGAUGUCGAAUAACAAGAUCGCGUAUGGCAGGUGUGAGAUUCGAAUGAUCGAUGAGUUUACGUGGCCAAGAGGAACGACCGAUAGAAAGCGGUGGAUUUCGUUGGUGGUAGACGCGUGAUCAUUUCCGUUUAUGGGAGGAUGCGGCAGAACCUGGAGGUAUCUCCACGUAGGCGUGCUACCUGCGUCCCAGUGAUGUCCGUGUCGGGGUUACUUGCAGCGCUGCUGGACCUGGACCAUGGCCGGCAAGCCUGAGCAGCCGUCCACACACCCUGCUCUCCCGACUCACGGACAUCAGCAUCAACAUCACCACCAUAAUCAACAACAACAACAACAACAACAGCAACAAGAACAUCCUCAACACGCACAGGGGAUUCAACAAAACAGCGUUCUAGUCUACGUUUCGGGGGAGAAUUUUGCGUACGCGACGGCGGUCGGUCAGAAUGCCGCCGCCGCUGCUGCUGCUGCUACCGCAGUCGGCUAUCAGUCUCCACAGCAGGCAACGUACGCCGGCAUUCUGCCGCCGCAGGUGGCGACGGCGGCGGCGACGUUUCCCGCCAAAACCGCCAUUUACUGCAACGAUAACAACGGCACAACCGUUGGAGCCACGGUCAACAAUUGUUGCCGGUUAAAACCGCUCGAAUAUGCGUCGACCGAUGGAGAGUCGAGCCGAUCGGCGCGAUCCAUGUCCACCGGUAACACCGAAGACGAAGAAGAUUAUGGAUCGAUCGUCUCCAACAACGGUUUAUUGUACAGACAGACGACGAAUAUGGUUCAAACGACCGGCACGUCCACGACCACCACGAUGACGUGUGUAGCGGCGGCGUGCGACGGCAAAAAUCCGGAAAACCGAAAUCCAUUGGAAAACGAUUCGAGCAAUAUCGAUAACCUCGCAACGAGCAACGUGGAGCCGAUCUGUAGUAGGGUGAACGUCGGUGAAAUGCUACAAUCCAACAAAUUAUUUCCAACGAGGAUUCACGGUGACGUUUAUCCAUCAGGGGCGAGAUUGGCCGACGGUUACAACGGUAGCGGUAGCCAGGGAAUCACGCAAGGGAAUCCCGGGGAGGGUUGCGUCGGUGUUUUAAGCGACGACGCCUGUGUCGCGUACGUACGAAACGAACCGUCUCAAGCGUCCGCGAGUGUUUUUCAAGGCGACAGUGUCGAACAACGUAGCAUGAAUAUGGAGGAGAAAAGCCGGCAACAGGACGGUUUCGAUAACCAAACCGGCUCGUCGCUCUCUUCGUCCGGUUCGAAUGUCGGUGUUGUCAGUGGUGGCGGUAGUGUUGUCGUUAUCGGUAGUGGUGGUAGUGGUGCGACUAGCUGUGACUCUGUCCGAUCUGAUACCGGUGAAUCGUCGACGUAUAGCAGCCUGAGCAGUCCCGAAAGUCAAAGUCAAUCGGCACACGAUGGUUUGCCUGCCGCGUCGGUUAACGGCGGUGGUUCGUGCGCGCAGCAGGCUGCGCGUCAGCCGCCGCUUUCGCGCAUCAACAAUUCAAACAAUAACAACGUCGUUCAACAAAAUGUAGUGCUGACAAUGAACGGUAGUGCGGUGGUUACGCAGCAACAGCAGCAGCAACAAGCGAUUACUGUACCACGUGGAUGGAAAAGGAUAUGCACCAACGGGGUCAUCAUUUAUAUCAGUCCAAGCAGCACAGCGCUGGGUUCGCUGGAUCAGCUGAAGGAGUACCUGACAACAGUGGGAACCUGCAAAUGCGGUCUCGAGUGUCCGCUAAGACCCGAACAGGUCUUCAACUUCGACCCCAAGGUUGUGACACGACCUUGGAGCCCGGAUCAGGGCAAGACGCGGGAGAUGACCAAGCUGUGCAACCAUAAGAGGAAACUUUUGCUGCCAACUACAGCGGCCGCCAGUCCUGUUGCAUCCUGUACACCGGCGGUCUCCUCCUCGGCUUUAUCCGCCGGACCGGGCGCAACCGCGAUCCACGUGAACGCAGACUCGCCCACCUCGCCUGACAAAGCCAGGAAAGAUGGUCUUAACAAGAAAAAGAAAAGGAAAAUAGGGGGGAUAGGAAACAUUUUCUCCGGAGUCUCUGUCUCGCAACUUAUGGCACAACGUGAAAGAGCUAUUGUUACGGCAGCUGGGGUGCAAGGAUCGCCAGUGCCAAAUGGAUCGCAGGUAUGGCCAAUCGCGAUACCCAAUUUGCAAGUUCAACAGAGCAACCAACAAAUCUGUCAUCAGACGCUGAAUUCACCUUCGCAAACUCAAGAUAUUAACGGCUGUGCAACCAGAAAUCCUCAGCAAAGGUUAGGUCAGCAUAAUAUGUCCGGGAUGUUAAUGGGAAAUUCGCUGAUAAUGAAUCAGCAGGGCACUAAUUUCAACAACAUGAGUCAACAGCAGCAACAACUGCUGCAACAACAGCAUCAACAGCUUAUAUUACAGCAACAACAGCAACAGCAACAGCAACAACUUAUGCAACAGCACAUGUCCCAGCAGCAACAGCAACAACAGCAACCACCGCAACAGUUGAUGUCUCAUCAUCAGCAGAUGCAACACAUGCAAAUUUUACAGCAACACGAGCAGCAACAUCAAAAUACGGUUGUGAAUCAAUUAACGCAACAACAAGCUCCCCAUUAUCUCAAUCAAUUGAAUCAGCAACCGUUACACAUAAUGCAGCAACAGGAACAUUUGAAUCAACAGCAACAGCAACAACAGCAAUUGCACAUGCAACAAAUGCAAAAACACAAAAUGCAGCAGCAACAGCAGCAGCAGCAACAACAACAACAACAACAACAAUCGCACCUGACUCAAGAAGUUGACCAAUCGGGCAAUUAUCCUCAACAUUCGUCGGAGAAUUACGCGCAUCACAUGCAAUCCUCGCAAGUGACGGGUCAGGCUAGUCUUCAUCCGCAGUUGCACCAAAUUCAUCAACAUCAAUUGCAGCAGCAAACGCAGCAGCAUCAACCUAAUCAACAUGUGAUGCAGGCAUCGGCGGAUCAUUUUCAAAUGCAGAUACAACAGUUACAACAACAGCAACAGCAUCAGCAUCAACAAGUACCUCAGGUGUGCGUGCAACCUCAGUAUCCUAAUCAACAGUUGAAUCACCAUUCGUUGGAUGUGAUGCAACAACAAACUUCUGGUUCUGUAAUGAAUACCGCUGACAUGCAGAAUAGAUUGAAUCGUACGCCUUCCGUGACGGAUGAGGAAAUGAACGCGAAACAGAUGCAACAACAACAGCAACAGCAGCAGCAACAACAGCAACAACAGCAGCAGCAACAACAACUUUUGUUGCACAAUCACGCGGUACAACGGCACCAUGUCGUACAAAAUGGAAACUUGUCGAAUAAUUCGCACGAAAAUAUGCAACGAAUGUAUACUCAGAAUCAAGUUCAAUAUCCUGUGAGAAAUUUCGACGGUUCGAAAGGGACUGUCGUAGAUGUGAAACAUCAGCAACAAUACGCUUUAUCGAACGUAGCGGGAAGGAGCCCGAAUACCAAUCACGGUGUCGAGGCACAGUCUGGAAUGGGACCAAACCCGGGCCAACCCGGUAACGUGCAUUUCAACUCGAGGACACCACCUUGGCAGCAAAAUCGGUCAGCUUCGGCCUCUCAUCAACCUUCUCUCGUCACGGUCCAGAACAUCACGUGCAACUCGUUCGAUCGUGUCCCACCCCUGCAUCAUCACAUUCCACAAGCGUCCACUUGGACCGACGAAGUGGCGCGAAAGAAGGCCAAGUCUGGCAAGAUAAUCGUGAAGAAACAACGACAGCACAGCGUGACGGACGUUCGAAGUAACAGUCUCGAUCAAUCGGCUUCGAGUCCGAUCGACGAGUUCAACGAGAAAAAUCAACAGCAGAACAACAAUCAAAUAGGAUCGACCGUUAACAGCAGCGGUCCCUCGUUCCUCGAAGAUCCGAGCGGUUACCUGGCACAGCAGACCGCGUUGUUGAACAGCACGAUAUCGAGGCAAACCGGUGUCAGUAGUUCCCAAGUGGGAAUCACUAAUAAUUCGAAACCACCGCAAACGAGUCACGGAUCGCAUUUGCCCAACAACAGUUAUCUUCCACAACCAAAGCCUUCCUCCGGCGCUAGCCCUACCAGCACGUCGACCUUCAAUUCGGUGAAGAAUCACGCCACCUCGCCUGUGGUCGUGCACAGUAGCAUGACGCCGACUUCGAGCGGUGGUGGUGGAACAGAUUCGGAGAGUAGCCCUUGCCAAGGUUGCGUUACCAGUGCCGAUACUCAAUCCUACGUUCAGGAUCAAUACAAACAACAAAUGCAACGCCAGUACCUGAUGCAUUCAGAUCAACGGGAGGAUCCUGUCACGUCGUCAACGUUCGGUGAACAGUAUCAGAACAAUCAACAGCAAGCCGACUCGAGGCCGAUCCAAGGUGGUACCGUGAGCACCAGCCAUGGCUCGCCUAUCGGCACCAACAGUCCAGCGAAUUCGGACACGCCAGCUUCGUCGACACCCGGUAUAUCGCAGCCGGCCACGCCUCAAAGUCUCAUUUCGUCUCAACCGUCGACGCCCCAUAGUUACUCGCAACCGCCUACACCUCAUUCGCAUUCUACUUCCUCUGGUCAGGUGCCAUCUCAACCGUUAACGCCCCAGGCUCAACAACCCUCGCAAUCCUCGAUGAGCAGCGUUGGGCAAGAGCAACGCGCGGAAACGCCUUGCUCCGCCGCAACGAGUUCAAACGUUGUAGUUCCUUCUAGCACGCCCUCGUCGCAAACAUCAAGUUCCGCUACGGACGGUAUGUCGUCCCAGAUGGCGAAGAGGCAGACAACCAGGCAGUCGUCCUUGGACGGUUAUCAGCCCCAUCCCCAUACCGUAAACGCCGUCUCGAGAGUGCCGAUCAAUCAUUUCGCGGGUACGUCGUCGGUGAUAACCACGAUGGCGAGUGGUCAUACAGUUAGCAGUAACACCAUCACCUCUGUGCUGGCUGGAAGAGCGAAUACCGCCACUGUGUCAAUAAACACGCCUUCUGGAAUACCGAAUCCAGCCAUACCCGAUAUACUUUCGAACAAACCUCAGCAUCAAGCGUCCUCGACGACCUUGACGAAUGUACCGACCACCGUCGUUCCCACGACCUCGUCCCUUCCGAAUAGUCAAGCGUCGAUAGCGAUAAGCGUCUCGAAGUCGCCGUUGGAGAUGGUUCAGAGCGUCGUGAGUAGCAUACAAGUACCUCAGGCCAGUACCAAUUCACCAGCGCAACCGCAGAAUCAACAACAACAGCAGCAACAGCAGCAGCAACAACAACAGCAACCGACUCAACAGCAUCCUCAGUCCAACGUGCAAGUUCACAACGUUCUCACGUCCGGCGGGAUACUGAAACAUCCUGCCGGAUCCACUCUACCUCCUGGACACAUACUAGUGUCGAACGGCGGCCAACUAAUAAUGGCUAGCACGGGGUCGGGAAUCAACGGUGUCAUGGCACCGCCGCCUCCGAAAAUCAUUUCCAACUCGAACUCUAUGCCACCUUUGUCGGUGUCCCCUAUGGUGACCAGCGUGACGGGAGCUGUUAGUCAAGUGAUCCCAGCUGUGGGCGUUGCGCAGCAAGUUAUCGGGCAACCAACGGUGCUCGUCAACACUAUACAAACCCCUGUCCUUAUCCAACCCGGUGUCAUGACGAUGGACAGCAUAGGCCAAAACGUUCAGAUACCGCAUCUAACGGUCGCAACCGGGAACGUGAUACAGAAUGCUCAGUCGAUCCUGGACGCGAAUCAGGACGUUGCGAGAAGCGUGAGCGCGAAUCAAGGAAUGGUGAACCGGCAACCGGCGUUACUCUCUCCCGAAUCGGCAAUGAGCAAGAAGAAGGCGUACAAGAAACGAAAGGCGAAUCCGCAAACAGUGGCCUCGAUGUUGCACAUCGCCUCGUCCCAACAGAACGCGGGCAUGCUGAUGCAAUCGCAGUCGAACUUCGCGCAGCAGAACUUCCAAACUCAGAGCAUAGGCGGGCCGAUGUUGCAAGCGUUGACCAUCGUUCCUGGAAAGGGUGGAGCCCCGGCUCAGUUGGUGAUGAACGGGCAGGCUGGCGCAACGUCGGCGCAGUUCAACGCUCAACAAAUCAUCACGAAUCCCCAACCGGCUCAGCAAAUAAAUCUUCUGCAACCGGUGAAUUUGUUGAACGGCGCUGCUGGUAUGGUGCAAAAUUUCCCCACCAUACAACAGUUCAUCGUACCUGGUAUAGGGAGUAUGGUGAUGUCCGCGGAUGGGACGGCUACCUUGCUCCAGGACACGGGAAAUAUCGGUAUGCAGCUGCAGAUCCAGAACGUGAACGGUCAGAACGUGUUGACCCCGGUUCAGAGCCACAGCGGAAUAUUCAAUCCGAGUCAGAGCAUUCUGGCAGCUGGUCCUGCUGGAAUGGUGAUUCGGGCGCCGCAAGCCACCGGAGGGAAAAUAAUUCAACAGCACAGCCCUGGCGCCCAAUUCCUCUCGCCGAACAGCGGACAAUUUUUGGUGAAUGGAACCACGUCGUUUGGGAAUCAAUUGAGCCCGAUAGUGGCGAACGUGAGCCCGAAUCAGCAAGUGACUUUCAACGCAUCGCAGGUACGACCGACAAACAUGCAGGGCCAGCAGGAAUUCAUACAGAUGAACGGGCAGACGUUGAUGGUACCUUGCGGGACCGCGCAAAAUAUCGCCGUUUCGUCGGCCCCCAAUCAACAGAACACGACGUUCGUUCAACAGAACACCACGAUCGUCCAGCAACAGACGACCAUGGUAUCUAACAAUCAGAUACCUAAUUUUCAAGCUGCGGCUUCUAACGGAACCACGGUCGAUCCUUCCUUAAAUAUCGAUCACAAUCAAUCGUACAUCUUGAGUUCUGGAAUGAUUCAAGGAAAGGCGCCCACUUCUCCUAAAAGUAGCGUGAAUUCGCCCUCCUCGGAGCAAAACGUUGAACAACAGCAGUACGUUCUUGCGAGCAGCAGCACGACCGUGGUCGAGAAAACAGGUCAACAGAGCGAUCAACACAGUCCUUUGAUGGCAAGACACUCGGUGUCCACCCAGACAGCUGGGAAUCAAGCGAAUAUGGCUCAGUCGGCUAUGAUGAGGCAAGGAUCACCGCCUGACACUACCACCCACAGCCCGGGAAAUAGCCAAAGGUCGAACAGUCCCGCUGUGGACACUACGACGCACGGAGCGGCCUCACCUGCACCACCGAUCACAGCUAGACAUCAUUCGUCGUCCACGCCGAUGGUUCAUUGCGUGUCGAGUAGCGAACCGGACUCGGGCGACGUUCCAGUGGCGUCUGAAGAUUGGAGGAUUCAGGGUAUCACGACGAAAGAGAUCACGCUUAGUCAACCGGGUCUCCAUGGAAAAACGUACGUGGAGUCGACGGUUACUACUGGGAUCCAGGUUGGUACCCAAGUAGAUCAGGUCAACCGUCAUCUAACUCUAACAGACAUGCACCAGCCGGCCGAUACGACACAUGAUGAAAACACAUACGCUGACUCACAGGAGCAUAUGGACACAUCAUCACCAAAUCAUUCCAUAUAUUCAGACACAAUGGACCAAUCCCCCUCCGAAGAUCAGCUAGCAAGCGCCACUAAAGAUAAUAUGGCCGACUUCUCUUAUAGAGAGGUGGAAGUAAAUACAUUGCCGGUCGUAGGUCACGGUCAUUAUCAGCCGAUCCUCUAUCACAAUCAGCAAUAUGUUCCCAAUACGAACGUUUAUCGACAGCAAACUUUAGUGCCAGACCAUGCGCAUUGCUCUUCCAUGUUGUCUCAAAAGUUCGUGACGAAAUCUUGCGCCGUGCCCGAACAGAACGAUCCGCAACAAAAUUCGCAACGCGUUGCGGGCCAACACGACGAUAUCCAUCAAAAUUCCACGGAUAAGCAUUUGGAGGGUCAAAGCCUCGGUAUACCUUAUUGCCCGGACAAUUGCGAGAGUUAUCAGAAAUUUGUAAAUAUCGGUAUCGCCGCGCCCUCAGGACUUUAUCCUCAUUUGUACAAUUAUAGGUCUGAUCCUAAUAGCAUUGCUGUCGUGAACUACUCGCCCAAUAAGCAGGCCUAUAUCAAUCCAUACAUUUACAAUCAAUUCGUGUAUGCGCAAGAGGGUGACGAUGGUGAGGACACUGACUCAUCGUCCGAGGAUUGAGCACAUCUUUCUUUCGUACGAGUCGAUUCGAUUAGUUUUGUACAUUUUAAAUUAACUAUACUUACAUUUUCUGUGGCAUUCCCUUUUUCGCAAAGGGCACGAUUACGCGUUUCUGAUCGAUAUCUAUUAAGUUUGUAAUUAGUUUGUAUUUAAAAAACGUUAUUGAGUUUUUUUUUUUUACGCGCAGAAUAAUAAUACCUUCCCGUGGGCCGAGCUCUCGAUGCCCUCUCAGCUCGGUUUUCUUUGGAAUUAUUAUUUAAAAAAGAAAAAAGAAAACGUAAAUUGCAAUAAUGUAACUUGUAUGAACAAACGUGUGUUAACGAAUUUUUAAGAAAAACAUUGAAAAAAAAGAAAAAAAGAAAAAAAUUAAACACGAUUCUUUAUAAUGGCAAAUAGAGAGAAAAAAUAAAUUUUUGC